Molecule: messenger RNA, 435 nt
Organism: Striga asiatica
Lineage: Eukaryota; Viridiplantae; Streptophyta; Magnoliopsida; Lamiales; Orobanchaceae
Source: the annotation of a GenBank genome assembly
AUGGUGCAAUUGUGUGAACAGUUCAGCAUAAACGACAACAGGGACGUGCUUUUGGAGAUCCUCAAGCGGCUGGACGACGACCGGUCGCUGGCGGCGGCCGCCUGCGUCUGUCGCCUGUGGCGGGGCCUGGCAAGGAGCGACGCCCUGUGGGAGCACCUUUGCUUCCGCCAGCUGGCGCCGCCGCCUGAAGGGGUGAGGGCGGUGGUGGCGGCGCUCGGGGGUUACCGGAGGCUGUACACGGCGUGCGUGAGGCCGGUGCUCAGGACAAGGCCGCAGGGGAGGACGGCGGCGGCGCGGGUGUGGUCCCGCCAUGAGGUGGAUCUGUCGCUGUCGCUCUUCUGCGUAGAUUACUACGAGCGGGUGAUGCUCACCGCCGGCCGACCGCCACCAUCGGAUUCGCUUGUGUUGGGACUAUGUGGAGCUGUGGGUGUUUGA